AUGCACCUUUCCGCCACUGUCGCGGCUACCGCGGUUCUCUUGUCUUUCGCAAAUGCUCAUGGUGGCUUUGGACUGCCACAAAUCCAAUCUCACGACCAAAGGAUUCAUGCACUGCUGGCCAGCUUCAGGACUGAGACUUUCGGCAUCGACUCACACGUGGAAUCGGCUCUGGAGGUACGAGCAAGUGCUAAGGAAUGCGGCGAGGGUAUUGGAUCAUGCCCCGAAGAUAGGGGCUGCUGUUCAACGGCUGGCUACUGUGGCUCCAAUUCUACUUAUUGCUCCUCUCCCGGCUGCCAAUACAAAUACGGGCCUGGCUGUCCGGAGAAUCUGAAGCCAGCUGGCAAGAAUACUGAGUCCAUCCCCCGAGCAAAGAUUGGUUCAGUCCCGUAUGGAGGCAACGGUAUCUAUGGUGGAUUCUGGGCUUGCAAAGACCCGGGUCAGGUCGCCAUCACUUACGAUGACGGACCAAUGAAGGAUACGACCACAACUAUCCUGGAUUUGUUCAAAAAGUACGACGCCAAAGCGACCUUCUUUAUCACUGGCAACAACAACGGCAAGGGACAGAUUGAUGAGACUCAAGAGUACAUCGAUGUGAUACAACGCAUGGAUGCAGAGGGACAUCAAAUUGCAUCCCACACAUGGACGCAUCUAGACUUGUCCAAGAUUGAUGCAGAUAUCCGCAAGGACCAGAUCCUCAAUGUGGAAGGCGCACUGAACAACAUUGUUGGGAAGAUCCCGACUUACAUCCGCCCGCCUUACUCUAGUUGCACGACUGAGUCUGGUUGUGAGCAAUUUAUGCAGGAUAUGGGUUACCACAUCAUCUACUUCAAGCUUGAUACGGAUGACUACCAGCAGCAACCCCGAAACACCUUCCAAAACUCGCUCGACUGGUUCAAGGGCAACAUGACUGCGCCAGGUAUGACUCCCGAAAAGAACUCUACAAUCUCCAUCUCGCAUGACAUCAUCCAUGAAACCGCCAACGAGCUCACAGAGCUCAUGCUCAAAACCAUCACCGAACUUGGUUACAAAGGAGUCACUGUUGGCGAGUGUCUUGGUGACCACAAGGACAACUGGUACCGUCAAUUUGGCGACUCUGCCAACCGCGUUGGAACCGACUACGCCUCCACAUCGGCAAGCUCAAAUCCCACUUCCACAUCCUCGCAAGGAACACCCAGCUCGUCUUCCAUGGUCGGGGCUUCUUCGAGCUCGCCUUCUGACUCCAGCACUGCUUCAGGCAUCGCUGAUCCUAAGCAAGCUGGAAGUGCCGCCUCUACCAUGCAGAACGCUGGCCUAGCUAUCUUGGCACCUGCGUUCGCAUUUGCUAUCCUGGCCUUCUGA
This is a messenger RNA of Alternaria burnsii, 1338 nucleotides long. RefSeq lists its product as uncharacterized. Lineage: Eukaryota; Fungi; Ascomycota; Dothideomycetes; Pleosporales; Pleosporaceae. The record is from RefSeq and is a predicted model, not a curated record. Gene Ontology annotation, biological process: carbohydrate metabolic process. Gene Ontology annotation, molecular function: hydrolase activity, acting on carbon-nitrogen (but not peptide) bonds; chitin binding. The transcript has 2 exons. The coding region runs from base 1 to 1338 and encodes 445 amino acids.